Eruca vesicaria subsp. sativa (arugula) is the source of this 378-nucleotide messenger RNA. The record is from the annotation of a GenBank genome assembly. Lineage: Eukaryota; Viridiplantae; Streptophyta; Magnoliopsida; Brassicales; Brassicaceae.
AUGGUAGUGCACUUGAGGCUGCGGACUCUGGAACUCUUGCAGUUCACGGCGAUCGAUUCAAAGACAAAAUUCUGGUUGGAGUUCGAGCCUUGUAAGGAGCUACAAGGUGGUGAUUGGUACGUUGAUGGAGCUCUUGACGUUUCCAAAACCGAAGAUCUCAAGAAGGUUUUUGUCAAGAUACUUGAGAAGCUCAAGGACAAGGUUGUUACUCUUGAUGUUAUAUGUCCGUGUUUUGAAAGGAGCAAUGGGGUUAGUGAGCAUUCGGCUUUGAGAACCGGUGAAGUUUGCUAUAAACUGAUCGGUAAAAAAUCUGGUGGAGGUGAAGUAAGAGGUGGAGUUUUUGCUUCUAUAUACCUUGUGGGGCUUGUCCACAUAUAG